This is a messenger RNA of Camelina sativa (false flax), 2493 nucleotides long. The record is from RefSeq and is a predicted model, not a curated record. NCBI's taxonomy places the organism in Eukaryota, Viridiplantae, Streptophyta, Magnoliopsida, Brassicales, Brassicaceae.
UUGGGUCCUAAAAUAUCAAAAAAAAUUGCGAGGGUUGCUGUUGUGUCAGCUUCUAAAUCACCAAAGAGGCUUUUGGAAGAGAAGCUCAUCUCUUUCUUGGAGUCAUGUAAAACCCAGAAACAGCUUCUUCAGGUUCAGUUACAAACUGUAACUCAUGGUUUACAGCAUAACGAUUACGUCGGUCCCAGAAUCGUCGCCGCUAGUUGCCGAAUCACGAGGAUUGAUUACGCACGCCAAGUGUUCGACGGAAUCUCUCAACCAAAUGUUUCUGUUUGGAACGCUUUGUUUAAUGGGUACGCGCAGAGAGAUUUGUGCAACGAAGUUUUGUUGUUGUACAAGAGAAUGAGAAGCUUCGAUGUGAUGCCCAAUUGCUUUACUCUCCCUGUAGUUUUGAAAGCUUGCGUGAUGGUUAAGGAUCUUAGACAGGGAGAGGAGUUACAGUGCUUUUCGAUUAAAACAGGGUUUAGGUCAAACGCUUAUUUAGGAACUAAGUUGAUUGAGAUGUACUCGUGUGCAGGAGUGGUAGCAUUGGCGAAUAAGGUGUUCUGUGAGAUGGUUGAGAAAAAUGUUGUUACUUGGACUUCGAUGAUCAAUGGGUAUCUUUUGAAUAAGGACUUAGUCUCUGCUCGACGCUUUUUUGAUUUGUCUCCUGAGAGAGACAUUGUGUUGUGGAACACUAUGGUAUCUGGUUAUAUUGAAAUGGGGAAUAUCAUGGACGCUAGGAGUCUUUUUGAUCGAAUGCCUUGUAGGGAUGUCAUGUCAUGGAACACGGUUUUAGAAGGUUAUGCAAAUAUUGGAGAUAUGGAAGCGUGUGAAAGGGUUUUUGGUGAAAUGCCUGAGAGAAAUGUGUUUUCUUGGAAUGGUUUGAUCAAGGGUUUGGCUCAAAAUGGGCAGGUUUCUGAAGUGUUGGAUUCUUUUAAGAGAAUGGUAGAUGAAGAGAGAGUUGUCCCUAACGAUGCGACAUUGACGUUAGUCUUGUCAGCUUGUGCAAAGUUAGGAGCUCUUGAUUUCGGGAAAUGGGUACAUUGGUAUGGAGAGAGUCUUGGGUAUGACAAGGUAGAUGUUAAUGUGAAGAAUGCUUUGAUUGAUAUGUAUGCAAAAUGCGGAGCUAUAGAGAUAGCUAUGGAAGUAUUUAAAGGCAUAAAGAGAAGAGAUUUGAUAAGUUGGAAUACCAUGAUCAACGGUUUAGCUGCACAUGGACAUGGAACUGAGGCCUUGGAUUUAUUCCAUGAGAUGAAAAACUGCGGAGUUAGACCUGACAAGGUAACAUUCGUCGGUGUUCUAUGUGCCUGUAAACACAUGGGUUUGGUUGAAGAUGGCUUGGCUUAUUUUUUUUCCAUGUUUACUGAUUUCUCAAUCACGCCACAGAUUGAGCAUUGCGGUUGUGUAGUGGAUUUACUAUCUCGUGCUGGUUAUUUAACACAAGCUGUUGAGUUUAUAAAAAAAAUGCCGGUAAAAGCAGAUGCUGUUAUAUGGGCUACUCUACUUGGAGCUUCAAAGGUUUAUAAGAAGGUGGACAUUGGCGAACUUGCUCUUGUAGAGUUGAUCAAGCUUGAACCAAGAAACCCGGCUAAUUUUGUGAUGCUCUCAAACAUAUAUGGAGAUCUUGGAAGAUUUGACGAUGCUGCAAGGCUAAAAGUUGCUAUGAGAGACACCGGUUUUAAGAAAGAAGCAGGUGUUAGCUGGAUUGAGACUGAUGAUGGUUUAGUGAAGUUUUAUUCUUCGGGAGAAAAGCAUCCUCGAACAAAGGACCUACAGAUGAUCUUGGGAGAGCUGAAGAGCUUCGGUAUUCUUCUUGAUGAAGAAGAAGAUCUUCAAGAGCAUUGUAUGUAAUCUUAUAGAAGCGCGUUUGUCAAGAUUGGAGUUUUUAAACAAGUUUUCAUAAUAAUCUCCGGGGGUAUUCUAUACUCUCACAUGCCAUUGCAUAUACUGCAAAGUGCAAGAGAGUCUCAAGAAUUCUCCUUGCAAGGUUGUGUACCUAUACAGGAACUUGAACGACAGUGUUGGUGUCUCUUUGCUAUUUUGAGUCCAAUUAUUAUUACAACAUUGAAGUGGAGAAAAGCACUCUCGAGGAUGUGUAUGAGUCGUUUUGCAGCGGAUUUUUCUACUUGGGACCUUUUAGGAGCAAUGCCUUGAGGAUGUGUUCUUUGCAUAAGGUACGAGGAGAUGAUAAAACUUUUAUCAUAAAAGAGCCAUGUGCUCAGCUGAAGAAGCUUGCUUGAGUACUUGAGUUACCGCAAAGAAGAAGAGAGCAAAUUAGUAAGACGAGAGCAAAAGAAGAAGAGAGUAAGACGAGGUUUUGUACUUUUAUUCCUUUUGUAAUCUGAGCUUAGGAGGUCAAAAAGAUCAUGAAUGGUAUUAUGAUUCACGAGAAUUAUCUGACUAUUGAUAAUUACUUUUGCAUGGAAUCGUUCACAAGUAUUAUCACUUUUGUAGAAAUCUAUUUUGGAGAGAACUAUGUUGAGAAGGAGCCUUAAAGGAUCUCUCUGCAUG